This is a messenger RNA of Closterium sp. NIES-65, 6219 nucleotides long. The record is from the annotation of a GenBank genome assembly. NCBI's taxonomy places the organism in Eukaryota, Viridiplantae, Streptophyta, Zygnematophyceae, Desmidiales, Closteriaceae.
AUGGCGGAUUUGCCAGAUCGCGUUCAGUCAAGCCCAGCCAUGGAGGAGCAGAACACCUUCGUGGACGACGAGUGGGCGUCGCUCUUACUCGAUUCAUCAGCCGUGCCUCUCGCGGACAUCGAUAUUUCAGCUUUUGCCAACCUAUCAAGCGAUAUGCUAGAGCCGUUCCGCGACGAGACUACCAUACCGCAGGAUGAAGCAGGAGCAGCUGUUGACGUGGAACUCGGAAACCGGUCGUUUAGCGAACCGUUUCCGUUGAACACAACCGACGCGCUUUUUUGCGAUGAAGGUGGCGAUAUUCGCACAGCCGGUGGGUCGAUGCUAGUCGAUACGCCUCCUAGCGGCCGGUCGUCACCCGAGCCGUUAGCUUCCGUCAACGAUCACGGCCUGCCGUAUCUGGUGCAAGGAGGUAGCCAUGGCGCCGACGGCAGCAGCGACGGUGACUGCGCCAGUGGUGACUGUAGAAGCGGUGAUUGUGGGAGCGGUGGCUGUAAGGAGGGGAGCAGUCAGGUUGGGAGUCCGUGGCAUCAGUCAAGUGCCAUGUCAGCAGUUCCGUUUGCUGCUGCUGCUGCAGCUCCGCCGUGUGCCGCUACCCCUCCGUCGGCUACAGGCGUGGUGUCAAGCAUGGGCGGAUUAUACGCCAGAAUGUUGCCUUCGUCUCAGAAUUUGGGGACAGCAGCAGCAGCAGCAGCAGCAGCAGCAGCAGCAGCAGCAGCAGCAGCAGCAGCAGCAGCAGCAGCAGCAGCAGCAGCAGCAGCAGCAGCAGCAGUAUCGCUUGCAAAAGCAGCAGCAGCGCCGGCAGCAGCGGCAGCAGAAGCAGUUACAGAGGCAGCAGCAACAACAGCAGCAAGGGAAUACAUCAUGGCACUGGAUGCUGCCACGUGUACGGUUGCAAACGGCGUCCUUUCCCCUGGAAACGCUAGUUCUGGGAACGUUCAAAAGGAGUGCGAAAGCGGGGGAGCAGAGGCGCGGGGAUCGGUUGCUGGUGGUGGGAGUGGCGCUGCCGUUGCGGCGGAAGAUGCGGGCAGCGAGCCGAGCGAGGGGGAUGCGGGCGGGGAGGGCGGAGAGGGGGAGGGGGAAGGGGAGGGGGAGGGGAGGGAUGCGGAGACGGAGAAGCGGGAGGCGAGGCUGAUUAGAAAUCGGGAGAGUGCGCAACUUUCGCGGCAAAGAAAGAAGGUAUGCAGCCUCGCCUCGCACUCGAUCAACGUCAAGUUCCGUUCGUGCGCAAUUCAGCUGCUUGACGCCCGCAUCAUCGUUCUCGCAACACGCUAUGUGAAUCCCAACAACUCUCCCCCCUUUAACCCUUUCCCCCUUCCCCAUCCUUCUCCCCCGUUCCCCCGGCAGUACUACAUGGACGAGCUGGAGGCGCAGAUCCGCACCAUGUCCGCGGCGGUGGCGGAGCUCAACUCCGCCGUCGCGCAUCUCACCGCGGAGAAUGUCAGCCUCCGCCGCCAGCUCGCCUUCUUCUACUCCUCCCCUUCCGCCGCGUCCGCCGCCGCUGCCGCUGCAGCAGCUGGAACUGGAGCUGCUGCAGGGUCGGCGGGUGCGUUAGGUUCGGGAAUUGUCGCAUCAGGCCCGGCACGAGGUUCGGGUAGACGCAGAAGGGGAGGUUCGGCAGCAGCGGCUGUAGCGCCUCCCAGUGCACUCUCGCCCGGUCUUGUUCCUCCGAUCCUGGGAGGGUUGGCUGGGAUUGGAAGCAUGGGGGGAAUAGGGUUACCACUCGGGGCGUUAGGGUUACGCGGUUUGUUCCCCCCCGCUCCGCCUGUCCCGAUUCCGAAGCUGAAGAACGUGAGCCGGCCGGAGUCCGCGCGCAAGAAAAAAGGCGCGCCUGGGGGGAGUGGCGCGAAGGCGAGCGGUGGGGAGAAGGACAGGGGCGCGAAGAAGCAGAAGAUGGAAGGAGAUGCGCUUGUGGGUACCACGAGAGCUGCGGAUACUACGGAAGCUGCUGCCACUCCUGCUGCUUCUACUGGCGUAGCAGCUACAGCAGCUGCCACCGGGCCUGUCAGGCCCUCCUCGCCACCCCGUGCUGUCUCCGCCGCCAAGGCACCCGCUCUCGCCCUCGCCAUGUUCGGUUUCCUCCUCAUCCUCUGCCCCUUCCUGCCGCCCAGCGGCGAACUGACACGUGGCGUGGCGCCGGCGUAUCCAGGCUGGCAGAGCGGCGUUACGAGCUGGCAGGGCAGCGGGGCCGGUAGUUGGGAGCAAGUGGCCGGGGCCUGGCGCGAGGGAUGGCGUUGGUGGGGAGGUGGCGCGCAGAGGGGCGCAGGGAGGGGAGGGGUUUUGCAGGGAGAAGAGUGGGGAGGAGGGUUGGGAGGGGGUGGGUCGUUGAGGCCAGGAGGGCGGGUGCUGCUGGGUCUGGGGGAGGAGGAGGAGGGCGGGGAGGGGGGGAGGCAUGCAGUAGGAGGGGACGGAAUGGGCGUGUGGUGGAGGGACAGAGGAAAUGGCAGCAUUAGCGGUUCAGUACCACAGCUGCAGCAUGGUCAGCACUCGUCUUCUCUGCACUCCUCUUCCCUGGGCGCGUCGGUUUUGAACCCUGUGUGGAGGCACAGGGUGGUGAGCGACGCUCGGGUGGAGCAGCAUGCUGUUGACAGGCAGCAGCGGCGGUUCCCUGCCUUCGCAGCAGUGUCACGAGGCCAGGUGCCCAACCUCACAGCCGGCAGGGCUGCAGCAGACAGGGUUACAGCAGAUAGGCCUAGAGAUGGCAGGGGUGCAGCAGAGAGAGCGAGAGCGGCAGGCAAGGCCCUUGUGCCGUGGCGCCAGUGGUCCCCUGCAAGCACGCUCAGGAGCCAGUCAGCAGGCACUGCGAGAGGUGGGAGAGGUGGCAGUGGUGGCAGCGCUGGCAGCGGUGGCAGCAGUAGCAGCAGUGGCGCUUAUGGUCCGCGGGUCAGUGGGAGUGGCAGCGAUGGCAGUGCCUCUGCAGGGCUGAGGGCUGGGGUUGGCGGUGGUGGUGGUAGAGUGGCGGGUGCGCUACCAGGAGCAGCAGCAGUGGAGGGUUCAUUGCCGUGGGAUCAGCAGCACUGGCAGCAGUGGCUGCUGCAGCACAGCUCAGGCCCUCUGUUCCAGUCGCAUACAUGCACGGAGCUCUUCCGGUUUGACUCCCAUCCAACCCAAGCGGCGCAGGAGGGGGAGGCACAGGAUGGGGCAGGAGAGGCAACGACACAUUCAGCAGGCAGCAGCAGCAAGAGGAACUCAUCUGGUGGCUGUGCAGGCAGCGGCAGUGCAAACUCAAGUGCAACGGACAGAAGCAGAAGCAGUGGGGGCCACAUUCCGGGUUCCUCGCAUCUCAACUCCGCCACAGCUUCCGCCAGAACGACCACCAGCUCCGGCAGCAGCAGUAGGGUCACUGAGGAGACUAAGCCCUUCUCGCCCGUGCCUGUACCUGUGCCUGUGCUGUCUCGCCGCAUGUUCCUGCGGAGGCGAUAUUUGAACGAGCUGCCGGCGUCAAAGCAGGCCAUUCCUCUGCCUGACUCCAACCAGGCCAUUCCCCUCCUGCCUCCCACUCACGACUCCCAUGGGGUUGUGAAUACAGGAGGUCGGCACAGCGGCGCCAGCAGCACGACGAGUGUUGAUGUGGGCAGCAGCUUGGAACACAAUGCAACUACUGAGGGGAGUCCGAUUCGGUCGGUCCCAGUUGCAGUGCCUGGUCAGCAGCAGCAGAGUGGGUUUGGCCGGCAGAGCGCGUUCGCACAGCCUGAACCGGUCGUUGUGUCGAUUCUCUCGGGCUUUGAUGCAAGUAGCGUGGGAAGUUUUUUCCAGAGUGGGACGCGGGGAUUCGCUGCAGGAUUUGCCGGGCCGGAUGGGGGUGUGGGGUCAGAGAGAGUGAAUGCAGGGCGAACGGGCAAAGGUGCGGAGGAGGUGAGUGGAGGGAUGGGUGGAAGUGUUGUAGUGAUGGUGACUAGUGGGGGGAAGAAUGUGGCUUAUGCUUGUGCUUUAGGUGGCUCUAAAGGGAAGAGCAAGACCGCCACGAUGGUGCAGUAUAAUUUCAAGCGGAUCACGGUGGUCCCCACCGCCAAGGACUUUGUCGACAUCGUUUUGUCCAAAACGCAGCGCGGCACGCCGACGGUGAUCCACAAGGGCAGCGCCGUUAAUAGAAUCCGUCAGUUUUACAUGCGCAAAGUCAAGUUCACGCAGCAGACGUUUCACGACAAGCUCACGACGAUUCUCGACGACUUUCCGCGGCUCGAGGAGAUUCAUCCGUUCUAUGGCGACCUCCUUAACGUCCUCUACGAUAAGGACCAUUACAAACUCGCGCUUGGACAGGUGAACGUGGCGCGCGGAAUCAUCGACCGCAUUACCAAGGAGUACGUGCGCCUGCUUAAGUAUGGCGACUCGCUGUACCGUUGCAAGCAGCUCAAGCGGGCCGCGCUCGGUCGCAUGUGCACGCUCAUGCGCAAGCAGGGCCCGUCGCUCGCGUACCUCGAGCAGGUGCGACAGCACAUGUCGCGCCUCCCCUCCAUCGACCCCAACACGCGCACCAUCCUGGUGUGCGGGUACCCGAACGUGGGCAAGAGCUCGUUUGUGAACAAGGUGACGCGCGCGGAUGUGGAGGUGCAGCCGUACGCCUUCACCACCAAGUCGCUCUUCGUCGGCCACACGGACUACAAGUACCUGCGCUGGCAGGUGAUAGACACGCCCGGUAUCCUCGACCAUCCACUGGAGGAGCGCAACACGAUCGAAAUGCUCGCCGUGACGGCCCUGGCGCAUCUGAGGGCCGCCGUGCUGUUUGUGGUGGACGCGUCUGGCAGCUGCGGGUACACCCUCGAGCAGCAGUCAGCGCUUUUCAACUCCAUUAAGCCCCUCUUCCUGAACAAGCCGCUGAUGGUGGUGUGCAACAAGGUGGACUUGCAGCCGCUGGAAACCCUCUCAGAAGCCGACAGGAAGAUCCUUCAAGACAUGGCCGCUGAAGCCGCCCGCUGCGGAGGCCCCGGCAUCGCUCCUCCUCCUGCUGCUGCCGCUGAGGGAGGGGAGGGGGCGAUGGAGGCCGUGAUGGGUGACGGUGAUGGCGCGGGGUGUCUGCUCACCAUGAGCACCAUGACUGAUGUCAAUGUGGCUGCUGUCAAGAACGCUGCUUGUGAACGACUGCUGCAGAUGCGCGUGGAAGCCAAGAUGCGCAGCAAGCGAGUUGAGGACGUGGCGAACCGAAUCCACGUGGCCAUGCCGCGCCCGCGAGACAACAAACCCCGCCCGCCAGUCAUCCCGCAAGCAGUUCUCGACCGGCAGGCCAAGGGCAUCAAGCCGUCCGAAGGCCGCAAGCUGGAGAAGGAUUAUCAGGAGGAGAUGGGCGGUGCGGGCGCCUACGUCGCGGAUCACACGCGGCCGUACCUGCUGGGCGACGACACGUGGCGGCACGACGUGGUGCCGGAGAUCAUGGACGGGAAGAACAUUGCUGAUUUCGUGGAUGCAGAUAUCCUGGCGCGGUUGGAGGAGCUAGAGCGGGAGGAGUGGGAGAUGGAGCAGCAGGCGGAGGGGGUUGGCGAGGGCGAGUGGGGCGAGGCCAUGGAUGAUGAAGAGGAGGAUCUGGCACCAGAGGAGGCUGAGGCUCUGGCAGCCAUCAGGCUGAAGAAGAAGCGUCUCAUAACGCAUCGUCAUCGCCAGCGCAGCGUCACCGACAGCCGGCCAAUCCUGCCGCGCCACGCGGACACCGGCCGGCAGUUCACAGCGGAGCGCAUGCGGCAGGAGCUCUCCUCCAUCGGGCUCGACCCCUCCGCUGCCCUCGCCCGUAUCAAGGCCGGCAAGACCGGGGAGGGCGGGGACGUUAGUGGUGGUGGCACGGUGGCCAAGGGGAGGAAGAGGAGCAGGUCAAUGGCACGAGAUGGGAUGGAGGUGGAUGGGGAGGAGGGGAGGGGGAGACGGGGGGUUUCGCGGGGCCGGGAAGGGAAGCGGGACGGGAGGGAAGGGAGGGAGGAAGGGGAGGAGGGGAUGGAGUUGGAUGAAGGGAACGAGGAGAGGCUGAGGAAGAGAAUCCGGCACAUGUCACGGUCCCGGUCGCAGUCGCUGGGGAGGAUAGGCGGGACGGCGUCGGCGCUGGCUGCAGAGGCGGUGCCUGGGGAGGGGUUCAGAGAUACGGAGCAGAAGGUGGGCGCGAUUCAGCUGGCACGGAAGCAUGCGAAGAAGCGGAACGUGCAGAGCAAGAAGGGCGAGGCGGACCGCACGAUUGUGAACGUGCGACCCAAGCAUCUGUUCGCGGGGAAGAGAGGCAUUGGGAAGACCGACCGGCGGUAG